AUGUCCAAGGGUACCGUGUGCCUCGCUUACUCAGGUGGUCUUGACACCUCGACCAUUCUCGCCUGGCUGCUUGACCAGGGAUAUGAGGUCGUCGCAUACAUCGCCAAUGUUGGCCAGGAGGAGGACUGGGCUGCCGUCGAGAAGAAAGCUCUCCAGAUGGGCGCCAAGAAGAUGAUCAUCGACGAUCUCGAGCGCGAAAUGGUUGAGGACCUUUGCUUCAAGGCCGUCAAGGUCAACGCACAAUACGAGGAUACCUACUUGCUGGGUACCAGCUUGGCUCGCCCUGUCAUCGCACGCGGCAUGAUGAGGGCUGCCGCUCGGGAGGGUUGCCAGUUUGUGUCUCACGGUUGCACCGGCAAGGGAAACGAUCAGGUCAGAUUCGAGCUCGCAUUCUACACCAUCAACCCCAGCAUCAAGUGCAUCAGCCCCUGGCGUCUGCCUGAGUUCACCUCGCGCUUCCAAGGCCGGAACGAUCUUCUUGAAUACGCAGCCCAGAAGAGCCAAGCCGUACUCGAUGGAUGCCAAUCUCGCCCACUGCUCGCUGGCAUGCUUGAGGACCCCGACGUCACCCCCCCUGAGGACAUGUGGACUAUGACUGUCUCCCCGCUCAAGGCUCCUGACACCCCCGCCCACAUCACAAUUCACUUCGAAAAGGGUAUCCCUGUCAAGGUUGUGACUCUCGAGACCCAGCAGACAGUGACCGAUUCCGUCGAGGUUUUCAAGCUCCUCAACGCGCUCGGAAAGGAGCAUGGCAUUGGCCGCAUUGAUAUCGUUGAGAACCGCUUGAUCGGCUUGAAGUCUAGGGGCUGCUACGACUCUCCCGCCAUGACGAUCCUUCGUGUGGCUCACAUCGCGAUCGAAGGCCUUACACUCGAUGGCCGCCUGAGGGCUGCCCGCGAUACGUUGAGCAAGCAGUGGUCUCAGCUGCUCUACAAUGGUCUUUACUACAGUCCCGAGAGAGAAUUCCUGCAGCCAAGUCUCGACUUUGCCCAAGAACGGGUUAACGGUGAAGUCCGCCUUCAGCUGUACAAGGGUCAAGCCUACGUUCUUGGCCGCAGGUCCCCGGAGAAGUUGUACUCCGAGGAGGAUGCCUCUAUGGACUCCCUCACUACUUUCGAUCCCGCUGAUGCGACUGGCUUCAUCGCGAUCGAGUCCAUCCGCCUCAAGAAGUAUGGCCAACAGCUGGCGGAAGCUGGUUACAAGUUUUGA
This is a messenger RNA of Colletotrichum navitas, 1209 nucleotides long. Its product is annotated as arginosuccinate synthase. The coding region runs from base 1 to 1209 and encodes 402 amino acids. The record is from RefSeq and is a predicted model, not a curated record. Gene Ontology annotation, molecular function: argininosuccinate synthase activity; ATP binding. The transcript is spliced from 19 exons. Gene Ontology annotation, biological process: urea cycle; L-arginine biosynthetic process. NCBI's taxonomy places the organism in Eukaryota, Fungi, Ascomycota, Sordariomycetes, Glomerellales, Glomerellaceae. Gene Ontology annotation, cellular component: cytoplasm.